GUUCUUUAAAAUUCAGUGCAAUGUUUUGGUUAUUAAAUUUAAUUUUGCUGGGCAUAGUUUAUGGUAAAAUCGAUGACACAACGACUACGGGUACAAAUCCCACAGGUGAAACUUCUCCAACACAAGGAACAACAACAACAAUAAAAACAACAACAACAAUAACACCAACAACAACAAUAAAAACAACAACAACAAUGAAGCCAUUCGAUAUAAACGAAAUGCUUAAGGAUAUUUUAAGGAAAUAUGAGGCCGAUUGUCAGGGAAAUCCAGAGUUAAGCUCUCAAUUGGACAAAAUUCGGACCGUUCUCAAAUUGGGAGACGAGUACGUAGGAAUAAAAACAGAGGCCCUAACGAAUUUCAAAGUAUACAAUGCAAUACGUAUGCUUCUGAACCAAAGAAUCAAAGAACGCAUUGAUAAGCUCAACGAUCUGUUGCCAAGUCUCAAACAAAGCAGAUGUUCUCGGUUCUACUUAACGCAAAGAACAAAUCUAAGGGAAAUUGAAAAGCUUAGCAAUGAGGAAAAACAAGCCAGGUUAACACAGAACUCGGUAGCAUGCCCAACCGCUUCCUACGAUUACAACGAUGAGUCGGACUACUAUAUUUAUAUUGCCGAUGACUAGUAAACAAAGUAUACACAAAGAGUUCCUUUUCUUGAAGUUCUUUCAAAUUUUGUAUAAAUUCUUACCCCACUUUACGAACACUUACUUAAAAUUAGUUAAAA
Molecule: messenger RNA, 721 nt
Organism: Drosophila serrata
Lineage: Eukaryota; Metazoa; Arthropoda; Insecta; Diptera; Drosophilidae
Source: RefSeq, a predicted model, not a curated record